This is a messenger RNA of Menidia menidia (Atlantic silverside), 702 nucleotides long. NCBI's taxonomy places the organism in Eukaryota, Metazoa, Chordata, Actinopteri, Atheriniformes, Atherinopsidae. The record is from the annotation of a GenBank genome assembly.
AUGAUGUUUUCGUCCGCGGGCAAGCGCUGCUUUACGAUAGAGUCUCUGGUCGCCAAAGAGAGCCCCCUGACCAGCGACGAUCCCAUCCGGCCCACGGCUCUCACUUACCCCAACCCCACGACCGAUGCCUUAAUGAACAGUUACCAGAGCCCGCCGGGCAGGUCUCUGUACCAGAGCCCGGACCUGGUGUUCCCGGACACGGUCAGCCACCCGUCUCUCACGGUGGCCCCGCACCAGCUGGGGGGCUCCCACCUCCAGCAUCCGCACUUCUUCGGGGCGCAGCACCGGGACCCGCUGAACUUCUACCCCUGGGUCCUGCGGAACAGAUUCUUUGGGCACAGAUUUCAAGGUAACGACGUGUCCCAGGACAGCCUGCUCCUGCACGGACCCUUCGCCCGGAAACCCAAACGCAUCCGGACGGCCUUCUCCCCCUCCCAGCUCCUGCGCCUGGAGAGAGCCUUCGAGAAGAACCACUACGUGGUCGGAGCCGAGAGAAAGCAACUGGCGAACAGCCUGAGUUUGUCCGAGACGCAGGUGAAGGUGUGGUUCCAGAACAGGAGGACCAAGUACAAGCGACAGAAGCUGGAGGAGGAGGGUCCGGAGAGCCAGCAGAAGAAGAAGGGAAACCACCACAUCAACAGAUGGCGCAUUGCCACCAAACAGGGCAACUCCGAGGACAUAGACGUGACCUCAGAGGACUAA